Molecule: messenger RNA, 1054 nt
Organism: Cladocopium goreaui
Lineage: Eukaryota; Dinophyceae; Suessiales; Symbiodiniaceae
Source: the annotation of a GenBank genome assembly
GUUUCCAAAACUAGCGGCACUUGUGCCUGCUAACUGCAGGCAGUCCACUGGUUCGCCAUGGGUCAGAAGUGCUGCACUCAGCGGAAGGAUGAAGUUGGCGCCGGAAGCAAAGAUGGCAAGGCACAAGACAUGGGUUCAAGGAAGUCAGUGGCCGGUGGCAGCUAUGACAAGAAGAGGGCCAUCUCCAUUGGAUACCAUUCCAAGGGUGAUGAUUCCGAAAAAUCCGACAAGGCCUUUGAAACCAACGAUCUGAAGGCGUUCGUGGAGUUGCUCGCUUCCGAACAGGCCAUUGAGUCCUUUGAUGAGCGGAUGCACCCAUGGGCUGAAGACCCCAAGACUGUGGGCGCCUUGGCUGGCACCCAAUUGGCCAUUUUGGCCUCAGCCGCGGAACAGGCAGAGGGGAACAAACAGAUCAAACAUGACAUCAGGAAUGCGGGUGCUAUACCUCCCUUGGUGGACUUUCUGAAGUCUGAACAAAACGACCGUGUCCAAACAGCUGUGGUGGCCUUGAGUUUCCUCACGGCAGAUUGCAAGGAGAAUGUGGUUGCGGCCUUUGAGGCCGGUGCCCUGGAAUUGAUGCUGAAGUUGGUGGACUCUUCUGUGGCAGGUGAACGGGCGGCUGCAGCAACUACUCUCCGAAACAUCUGUGUGGAAGAUGACAAGUACCGCAAGAGUUUCGUGGAACUUGGAGGGAUUUUGGCACUGGUGAACCAAUUGGACACCAAAGCUGACCCAGCUUUGAAUCAUGCAGAUGUCCAACUGGAGGCUGUGCUCAACUUGCAAGACAUGGUGGAAACGGAUGAUGGGCAGACCAUUCCCGAGUAUGCCAGUUUGGCAGUGAAAGCUGGGGCAAUUCCAAAACUCCAAGCAUUGGAAAAAUCCGACGAUGAAGAAGUGAGGACUUCCGCCACAGAGGUCCUUGAGUCACUCCGAGACUUUGCAUGAUUCGCCAUGAUUGGCCAUGAGCUGCGCUGAACUCAUCUGAACUCUAGCGGAUUCUUCGUGCGGGAACAGGUCCCAAAUGGUCCCAAAUUCCAAGACUCCAAGACUUGCC